CACGAAGGAAGUCUUCAAUUUGUUGUGAUUGGGAAAGUGUAAUUUAUAAUAUUAUCUGUAUUGUGUUUACAGUAGAAAUAAAACCAUUCAAUUUCCACGAUUUUUAAUUGUUUGAAUAAAUAGACAAUUUUGUUUUACCUGCACAUAUGAUAGGAUCAUUGAUAAAACUUUGUUAAACAUUGACCACACUUCCUGAACCUGCAGUGGCCACGCCCCCAAAUUUGAUCGACCGUCGAGCUAACUGCUCGCCCAGGGUAGGUAAACAUGUAGUUGUUGACCACAAGAUGUCGGAGAAAUCACAGGUGAAAAUUGGACACUAUAUCCUAGGGGAAACCCUUGGAAUAGGAACGUUUGGAAAAGUGAAAAUUGGAAAGCACCAGGUGACAGGACACAAAGUAGCUGUCAAAAUUCUCAAUCGACAAAAGAUCAAAAGCCUUGAUGUCGUCAGUAAAAUUCGCCGUGAAAUUCAGAAUCUUAAAUUGUUUCGUCAUCCACACAUAAUCAAACUGUACCAAGUUAUCAGUACACCAACCGAUAUUUUUAUGGUUAUGGAAUAUGUGUCUGGUGGAGAAUUAUUUGAUUACAUAGUGAAGCAUGGCAAGUUGAAGCAACAUGAAGCAAGGAGGUUUUUCCAGCAAAUCAUCUCUGGAGUUAACUAUUGCCAUCGUCAUAUGAUUGUUCAUCGUGAUUUAAAACCUGAAAACCUGUUGCUAGAUACAAACUUGUGUGUGAAAAUUGCAGACUUUGGUUUGUCUAAUAUGAUGACUGAUGGUGAAUUCCUAAGGACAAGCUGUGGCUCUCCUAACUAUGCAGCUCCUGAAGUUAUUUCUGGAAAAUUGUAUGCUGGUCCUGAGGUAGAUGUCUGGAGUUGUGGUGUUGUUCUUUAUGCUCUGUUGUGUGGCACUCUUCCCUUUGACGAUGACCACGUGCCCACAUUGUUCCGUAAGAUUAAGGGCGGUGUGUUUGCCAUUCCUGAACAUAUCUCAAGAUCACCAGUUGUUAGUCUCAUUACUAGCAUGCUUCAGGUUGACCCAUUGAAACGUGCAACAAUCAAUGAAAUUAGAGAGCAUGAAUGGUUCACAGUAGAUGUACCAGCCUACCUGUUUCCAAACAAUGCCUUGGAUGAUAAUGUUAUGGAUGCUGAUGCUAUUAGGGAUGUUUGUGAGAAAUUCCAAGUGAAAGAGCAGGAAGUUCAGAGUGCAAUUCUGUCUGGAGACCCACACGACCAGUUGCGCAUAGCUUAUUUUCUGAUUGUUGACAAUAAACGAAUCAUGGAUGAAG
Messenger RNA from Anneissia japonica, 1281 nucleotides. RefSeq names its product 5'-AMP-activated protein kinase catalytic subunit alpha-2-like. Gene Ontology annotation, cellular component: cytoplasm. Gene Ontology annotation, biological process: protein phosphorylation; intracellular signal transduction. Gene Ontology annotation, molecular function: ATP binding; protein serine/threonine kinase activity. NCBI's taxonomy places the organism in Eukaryota, Metazoa, Echinodermata, Crinoidea, Comatulida, Comatulidae. The record is from RefSeq and is a predicted model, not a curated record.